Molecule: messenger RNA, 1792 nt
Organism: Racocetra persica
Lineage: Eukaryota; Fungi; Glomeromycota; Glomeromycetes; Diversisporales; Gigasporaceae
Source: the annotation of a GenBank genome assembly
GGUUACUUGGCCGUAACUCUUUUAAUGCAUGAAAACAGUGAUCUUACUCGUUUGGUUAUCAAUUCAAUACGAAAAGAUCUUGAUGAACUUAAUGAGAUCUAUAACUGCCUCGCUUUACAUGCAAUUGCAAACAUUGGAGGUAGAGAAAUGGCUGAAUCAUUAUCAUCAGAUGUUCAUCGCCUUUUAAUAUCUCCCAAUUCUAAAAGUUUUGUCAAGAAAAAAGCUGCUCUGACUCUUUUACGUUUGUACAGAAAACAUCCUGACGUAAUUCCCGCGAAUGAUUGGGCGGGUAGGAUUAUCAUGCUAAUGGAUCAACCUGACUUGGGUGUUACAUUGUGUGUAACGAGCUUAAUAAUGGCAUUGGCGCAAGAUAAUCUAGAUGCAUACUUGGGUUGUUACGCUAAGGCUGUUAGCCGAUUAUCAAAGUAUUAUCCGCCCUCUGAUGAUCGUGAAAUCCAAAGUAAACUACACGUUAUACUCCAGACAAUAAUCAACAAUUCUCAAGAAGCUCAAAAAAAUGUUCAGCAUAACAAUGCUCAAAAUGCUGUGUUAUUUGAAGCCAUUAAUCUUGCAAUUCAUUUAGAUACUGAAUCGCAAAUUGUCAACCAGGCUGCCGUUCUUCUCGGAAGAUUUAUAAUAUCAAAAGAAACUAACGUAAGGUAUUUGGGUUUAGAAACCAUGGCUCAUUUAGCUGCUUGUGUGGAUUCAUUAGAACCAAUUAAAAAGCAUCAAGAUACUAUUUUAUUAUCAUUACGAGAUAAGGAUAUCAGUGUACGACGUCGAGGUCUUGAUCUUUUAUAUAGUAUGUGUGACGUUACUAAUUCUAAGGUCAUUGUUGCUGAAUUAUUGCGCUAUCUUAAUAUUGCCGAUUAUGCUUUACGUGAGGAAAUGGUUCUUAAGAUUGCAAUUUUAACUGAGAAAUUCGCCACUGAAUAUCAAUGGUACGUUGAUAUAAUUUUACAAUUAAUUAGUACUGCCGGUGAUCAUGUUGGCGAAGAAGUGUGGUAUCGCAUAGUACAGAUUGUUACUAAUAAUGAAGAACUUCAAGAGUAUGCUGCGAGAACUGUAUUCACUCAUCUAAAGUCUCCUGCAUGUCAUGAAAACUUAGUAAAAGUGGGUGGUUAUAUUCUUGGUGAAUUCGGUCACCUUAUCGCUAAUAUGCCUGAAGCAAGUCCUCAAGAACAAUUUCGUGCUAUUCAUUCAAAAUUCGGUUUAUGUACACUUCAAACACGAGCCUUACUUUUAACCACUUACUUUAAGUUUAUCAACCUUUUUCCCGAGAUGAAAGGGGAAAUUUUGUCUGUUUUCUAUCGGUAUCGCCAUGUGUUGGAUUCUGAACUCCAACAACGUGCUGCCGAAUAUUUAGCUAUCUCAACUAUGCCGAAUGAUGAUCUCUUGCAGUCAAUUUGUGAAGAGAUGCCACCAUUCCCUGAACGUGAAUCUGCGUUACUAUCGAGGUUGCACCAAAAGCACACGGAUACUGAAGAUAAACGAACAUGGAUUAUUGGUGGCAAAGAUGCUAAUAAAGAACGAGAUGUGGCUCGAUUGACUUUAACAAGUAGAAAUAACUCUAUGGAUAAUAAAGUAAAAAAUGAAACGAAUGGCAAUAAUGAGAUAGAUCUUGUUAGUUUUGAAGGACUUAAAAUUAGUAAUGGAGACCAAUUGACUACAACAAACUCAGGGUCUGUAACAUCUGGUUCAGAAAAAGUUCCUGAUCGACUGCUAUUCACAACUGAAGGUGUACUAUAUGAAAACACCCAGAUUAUGAUUGGUAUUAAAUCAGAAUACCAUG